Messenger RNA from Xenopus laevis (African clawed frog), 2219 nucleotides. Its product is annotated as neuropeptide Y receptor type 2. The transcript is spliced from 3 exons. Lineage: Eukaryota; Metazoa; Chordata; Amphibia; Anura; Pipidae. The record is from RefSeq and is a predicted model, not a curated record. Bases 465 to 1691 code for a protein of 408 amino acids.
CUGUCUUAUCUAUAAUAUUGUGUGGAGGAAAAGGGAAGAGCGUGUGUGGGAGAAUAUCAGCUUCCCUCCCUGCGAAUCGGAGUGUCCGUGCGUGAGUGCGAGGGGCUGCUAGUGGGCGGGACUGGGAGGAGCAGCGACGGAGAGUUUAUUUGCCAACCUUGGCUGCAGAGGAGCUGAGAAUGGGGAGAGCUGAGCUGUAGAGCCGACACACAGCAGCCUUACAAGUCUCUUCUCCCUGCCAGUCAGCAGCCAGUGCAGCCGGUGCAGCCGGCCAAUGUCUCACAGUCUCUCCUGCUCUCACUGACACACACACUAGUCCCACUGGGACAGGAGCUACAGGAAAGAACCGACAAACUUCCAGACGGAAGGCAAGAGCCCUUAAAUUCCAUGGGACCCAAAGUGCUCUUCAGAGACAGGGGACUGGAGAAUGAAAGAAAAUCUUUCGGAUGUGACUGGUGCAAAGGAUGUCUGAAGCAUUAAAGGACUCAAUUACAUUCUAUUCAUGUAGUUCAGAAAACUGUUCCAUCAAAAUGGGGAGGAUAGCAUCAGAGAAGAAUGAGAACAGAACCGAGGAUAUUAAAACUGAACUGAACACCUGGUAUUAUGCCGCUGGGCUUACCACACCAUAUAAUGAACUCACUAAACCAGAGUUGAUCGACAUAACCAAACUUCUAAGUGUUCAAGUUGUUCUCAUCUUGGCCUACAGUUCUAUUAUCCUUCUGGGAGUAAUAGGAAACAGCCUUGUCAUUUAUGUUGUCAUUAAGUUUAAAACCAUGCGAACUGUCACAAACUUUUUCAUAGUCAAUCUGGCCGUGUCCGACUUAAUGGUGAAUACACUGUGCCUGCCUUUCACAUUGGUUUAUACUCUCCUAGAUGAUUGGAAAUUUGGAACAGUAUUGUGCCAUUUAGUUACAUAUUCUCAAGGUCUUGCAGUUCAGGUAUCCACAGUCACACUGAUGGUUAUAGCCUUGGACAGGCAUCGAUGCAUUGUGUACCAUUUAGAGAGCAAAAUAUCCACUAACAUUUGCUUUAUGAUCAUAGGCAUUACAUGGGUUUGUAGUGCCCUGCUGGCCAGUCCUUUGGCAAUCUUCAAGGAGUAUUCUGUUAUUGUUAUUUCAAGUGAUUUCCAAAUUCAAGCAUGCUCAGAAAAUUGGCCAGUAGGGGAUCUUAAUUAUGGUACUAUUUAUAGCAUAUCAAUGCUGCUGAUACAAUACAUAGUGCCGCUAGCCAUCAUUUCUUAUGCUUAUAUAAGAAUAUGGACAAAAUUAAAAAAUCACGUUAGUCCUGGUGGAGGAAAUGAUCAUUACCAUCAACGGAGACGCAAGACCACCAAGAUGUUAGUGGCUGUAGUAGUGGUGUUUGCAGUGUGUUGGCUUCCAUUUCAUGCCUUUCAGCUUGCAAGUGACAUCGAUGGCAAAGUGUUGGACCUGAAUGAGUAUAAACUGAUUUAUACAAUAUUCCAUGUCAUUGCCAUGUGCUCCACCUUCGCCAAUCCUCUCCUUUAUGGGUGGAUGAACAACAAUUAUAGAACUGCGUUUCUCACAGCUUUUAAAUGUGAACAGAGGAUGGAUUCUAUACAUCCAGAGGUUUCUGUAGCUAUUCAGCUCAAGAAGAAGCAACUAGAAGUAAAAGAGAUUAAUGGAACAAGUGGCAAUAGUCAUGGAACUUGCACGCCAAUUGCAAACGUGUGAUAAAACCAGACUGAAAGCAGCUUAACUCAUGAAGUCUUUUUGGUUCUUCUGUGAUCUCUUUUUCGAUUUUACUAGGAACAUCGCUGAAACUGCAGACCAACUUCUGUUUAAUGUAAAGUGUGUGAAUGAUAUAAAGUAAUCAUUAGGGAUUUUCAGAAGAUCUAUAUCUCUGGGAAGAUCUAUAUUUGUGACAGCAAGAAGACACUGGCCAAACAAGAUAGCUCAGAAAAUCCAUUUUUGCAAAGCAAAGCUGCUACAGAGUCACAUGUCUAAACUCAAUAAAAGGGUUGUUAUAUUCCAUUCUGUAAUGUACACGGGAGUUUGACUUAAUGCCAAAUAAUUAACUGCCUCUGGACAUCAGUAAUCCCAUCGGCUUGUAUAUAUUGUCCAUUAUUAAUGAAGGUUUCAUUAUGAAUAAUGCUUACUAAUAAUCUUGGGAUGCUUGUAUAUAUUGUGCAGUAUUCUAAAUGUUUUCUCUUGGGUUUGCAUGCACUGGCUAAGUAACGUAAUACAAAUAUAUUUACCUGU